CACUGCACGCACACUGGAGCCCGUGAGCGGAGACUAGGCUCGUUUAGUAUUCCGUGCACAAGGCGAAGGAGGGAGAAGGGAGGGAGGGCAGAGAGUGAAAUAGAGAGAAAAAAACGAGGCUGUGAAGACAGGCGAAAACACAGAAAGAGAGGAGGAAGAGGGGAGCGGAGAGACACCUCCUCUGUCCCUCUCGGUCUACCCUUUGGCAUCCGUCUGUCCCAGGCAGUUGCAAAGCUCCUGUAGAACAUUCCAGAAACACAGCCAUGGACCACAAUGAACAGUAAAGCCUGAAUGGAAAAACAAAAAAGAGAAACCUAGUGGAGAUACACCAUACAUCUUAAAUUCAACCCUGCCCUGAUGCUGCUUUAAGGACUGAGUCUGCAAACACUUCCCUCUUCCCUGACUGAUGAUUUAACUGAGAGUAAUAGCCCAGGAAAUCUAGGCUAUGCUUUCUGAACAACAGACCUAAAUAUAGUCUCGCUGUUUACCCAUUGAGCAAAUUCUUACCAUUUAUGUGAAUUGAAUUGGUUUCGACCUUCUUCACCAUGACAAGGACUCAGGGAUGUCAUUGUCAUCCUUUAUAACAAGAGCCAAUGCUAUUAUUGAAAAGAGUGAUUGUAGCACAUUUACCAAUGGGUUUAUCAACCAUUAAAGCUUUCAAUUAACGGUCAUAAAGAGACCGUCUCGGCUUCUUGUCGAAACGUUGUCCGUCAGAGUCCAAAACGAGCUCCUGUAUUAUUGGAAUUGGCAGAAAGUGGCCAGACACACCCUCUCCUCUCAGGCGCCGUCCAGUUGGUGCGGGCGGUGAGAGCUGCGCCACGAUUGGUUGAGUGCGGGCUGGGUGUGCGAUGCGGAUUGGAGGAUGUCGGGGGACUGGGAAGACGACCUUUGUAAGAAGGCGUUGGUGCUGGUGGAGGAACUGUGCUUCCGGUCUGGAGGCUUGAGCCAGAGCGCCAGCUGUCAAGAGUUCAGCUACAUGAUGAGAGGACCUAACAGACAGCUGAACACAGAGAUCUCAGUGAGUCUGCUCUCCGUCAUUGUAACGUUCUGUGGCAUCGUGCUGCUCUCUGUCUCUCUCUUCGUCUCCUGGAAGCUGUGCUGGUUGCCGUGGAGAGAUAAGGAAGGCGGGGGUCUGAGCUUGACGUCGGGGCUCCUGCCCGGCGGGGCGAGUUUAGGUGGGGUCGGAGGUGGAGGGGGCUCCUCGCUCCUUCCUCCCCUGUUGCAGAGAAAAGAUACUCACUCCUCUUCCUCGCUGUACCCCUCGCUCUCGCAGCAUGGUCAGCAUCACCCCCAUUUCUCCGACUUAAUGGGGGUGGAGAGCGGAGGGGGGCUGGUAGUAGGGGGUGUGGUUGGGGGUCCGCAGGAGAUGCAGGAGCAUUCUUACCUAGACAUGGACUCGUAUCCCAACAAUGCUGCAAACCUUAAGUUGAGCCAGACAUCUCCCGAGUUGCCCCCGGCAACAGAAGGAGGCUCAGCUGCGAAAGACCUACCCAAUGCCCACUCCCAGCAGCAGGUCACCACUAGGCCUAAGCCCAUGACUCACCAGCUUUCCAGCCCUGAUUUCCAUGGUGAGGAGAAGAGUGAGCAGCUGACCAGCAUUGGGCAGAUUAAACCAGAACUUUACCGGCUGCGCCAGGGAGACCAGGGGGAUGGCAAGCAAGACACCUGCGGCAAAAUCAGCUUCCUCCUGCGCUACGCCUUCAACACGGAGCAGCUGGUGGUUAAGAUACUGAAAGCUCUGGACCUCCCGGCGAAGGAUGCCAAUGGCUUCUCCGAUCCUUAUGUCAAGAUCUACUUACUGCCUGAUAGGAAGAAGAAAUUUCAGACCAAGGUGCACAGAAAAACCCUGAACCCGGUUUUUAAUGAGACGUUCCAGUUCGGCGUGCCCCUGGCUGAGCUGCACUCGCGCAAGCUCCACUUCUCCAUCUACGACUUCGACCGCUUCUCCAGACAUGACCUCAUAGGUCAAGUGGUGGUGGAUAACCUGCUGGACUUCAGCGAGGGGACCGGGGAGAAGCCGAUUUGGAGAGACAUCGUAGAAGGAACCGCGGAGAAAGCUGACCUGGGCGAGCUGAACUUCUCACUGUGUUACCUGCCAACAGCUGGCCGACUGACCGUCACCAUCAUAAAGGCCACCAAUCUGAAAGCCAUGGACCUCACGGGCUUCUCAGAUCCCUACGUAAAGGCAUCUCUGGUUUGUGAAGGUCGAAGGCUGAAAAAGAGAAAGACGUCCAUAAAGAAGAAUACCCUCAAUCCCACAUAUAAUGAGGCGCUGGUCUUUGAUAUCCCCAACGAGAACAUUGAGAAUGUGUCGCUCAUCAUCGCCGUCAUGGACUACGACUGUAUCGGUCAUAAUGAGGUGAUCGGGAUGUGCCGUGUGGGCAGUGAUGCUGAAGGACCGGGAAGGGAGCAUUGGACAGCCAUGCUGGCGAAUCCCCGCAAGCCUAUUGAACACUGGCACCAGCUGGUGGAGGAGAAAUCCAUAAACACAUACGUGUCAAAGAGUGCCACAGCCUCCCCUAAACCACACAUAGUGGUGGACAGCCCUCACUCUGAGUAGAGAUGUCAGCAUUAUCUUUUUAGCAACAGAAAUACAUUCUUUCUUUUCACCUGUGAAUAAUUAUUCAUCAAGAAAGAACCAGAGACUGUGCUUGUGUUAGUGCUAUUCCUCUAAAUCAACCCUGCAGACCCAACAAAAUAUAUAGAAAAAUAACUAGAUCACACAGAUACAUCCACACACAGACACAAACAGACAUACUCACACAUGGAGUCAUAACAAAACAACUGGCAUGGAUGGUUUUGCUUCAGGAAUGAUGUUGAAGUCAAAAUAUGUCAUAAUUUAUUCAGGGGAAAAAUGACAAACAUUCCCACUUUAAAUAGAUAAUCUUUAUUUAGUUAUUUGAAACUGAGCCUACAAAAAAAAAGAGAUUUUAAUUACUUAAAAAAAAUAAUCAGGAGAGACCUGAUAGAUUAUGGACCACGAAUGUUUCUGUGUAUGUGUGAGCGCAUGUGUGUACGUGAGUUUGUACGGGUGUCUGUGCGUAGCUAUAGAAAAUCUCUACAAGGUGUUUUCAGUCAGCUGCAAGUACAGUAGCUGGAAGUUCUCGGAGUGGUCUUCUCUGCCAAUGCAGAAUCCUUGCAACUGUUUCCCGUUUCUCUGGAGAGGAGGACUACUUUAUGACCGUUCCCAUCUGGAGAAGGAGAAAUCAGGACGGAUACAUUGGCCAAAUCGUGUCGUGCAGUAUUGAAAUGUGUCCCUCUGCCUUUUACAUUUUUAUCACCUUCUGCUUCGAGCUCAUUGAGAUCAGCAGUGUUUUAUUUUCUUGUUUGUUUACUAGAGUCCAGCCAUUCUUCUUGUUCUACCAGAUACUGAUUUGAGAAUAUGUUUCCUUGACAUGGACACACUGGCAGACUGAAUCCCAUUGAGAACUCUUCCAAAGGGAGCUAUCAUUGAUUUCAAACAACUGGGACGGACCUUGGAUUUGUGUGCACUUCCUGGAAACAUAUCCUGUGGGGAAAAGAUCUGGCCAUAGUAUUUUAUUUUUAUAUCACGCCAGGAUUUUUUUUUCCCUCUUUUGAACGAGGAAGUGUGUGCUCUCCAUCAUCCUUCUGCCAAGAGGACCGCUUUGGAAAGACGCACGCGUUCAUCCUCUUUUUUCCCUCCCGUGUAUCCUAUGUGUUUGUAGGAGUGCUCUUUUGUGUCGAUACGCGUUUGCUCGUCGGUUCGUGUGUGCGCGUGUAUGCCCGUGUGUCGGUAUAUGUCACCGUGACCCCGUGUAUGUCUCCACUCCCCGUCCUUUGUCCUGCACAGAGAAAAUCUCGUUUUGAACAAUCAAGUGUCUCCUGUCCUGUGUCUUAGAGGAACUAUUUCUUGUGUAGGACCCGUUGCACUUGGUAGGGACAGGGUCUAUUUCUCAGACGCGCGUUUCGGUCGUUCUCCGUCGAAUGUGGUAGUGACCCGUCUCUGUUGUGUCCCUAACCAGCUCGUCACUGAAAAGUGUCCCUAGCCUGAUCUGUGUUCUCGUGUUGGGUGUGCUUUUCUUUUUUUGUAAAUGUGCUCUGUGUGUACGAGGGGACAAACCUGGUGGCCACGGCUGUCGAGGAAUAAAAUGUUGAAGUUUUUCAUUGUCUUUAAAAGAAAAAGGGGAAAAAAAGACAAACUGGUUCUCUUCAUCUCUUUUGGCUAAUGUGACUAUCUUUUCUGUCUGAGCAUUCCUUGCGAACAGAGACAAAGAGGGGGACAUGUCUUUUAUCAUUUUAGGGCCACAAGAUUACUUCUAGAAUUUUACAUUACUUAAGAUGCAAUGUCAAUUGUUUUUUUGUUUGUUUGUCUUUUUGUAUGUGUUCAGUGAGGUCACUGCUUCUAUAGCCUGAAACAUUAUAGUGGCCAAAGCGCUAAAUUCACAUACCCUUGAUAUCCAGAGUCACUGCCUGUAUUAAAGGGACAGUUCACCCAAAAAUGAAAAUUCUGUAAUUAAUUACUCACCCUUAUGUCGUUUCUAAACCUGUAAGACCUUCAUUCAUCCUCAGAACUCAAAUUAAGAUAUUUUUGAUAAAAUCCCAGAGCUUUCUGACCCUGUAUAGACGGCAACACAACUGACACGUUCAAGACCCAGAAAGGUAGUAAGGACAUAAAAUAGUCCAUGUGACAUCAGGGGACAGUUUUACAAAAAGUUUAAGCUGGAAUAGAUAGAUCUUGAUAUCCAGGAUCAUGUAACCCAUCUUACUUUUGUACCAGUUUUUCAAAGAAAAGUUGGAUUGGAUCACCCUGAUUCGGAUACACACUUUUUCAGAUUUCCAAAUCUGCAUUACUAGUGCUCUACGGAGCCCCUAAAGGGACAUGGUAAUGGUAAAAAAAAAAAAAUGGGAUAAAAAAAUGAGACGAAAAUGCAAAUGUUGUUACACAAAUAACUACUUCUGACUGGUCCAUCUUUGAUGAUUGUGCCAAUGUAGUUUACAAUCAGUGUUAAAAAAAGAACUCUAAAAUGAAUUUAAUAUUUUUGUUUGAUAUUGACAGCUGUUUGGGGAUUUAGGGAUUUAUUACAUGUUAAAAUGUUGUAUUUUUUGGACCAGUUUUAUUAAAUUUUUGUUCUUGAAAUCCAACCUUCGGCUAAGAUCAGAAUAAUUCUCUUUUUUUUUGGAUCAAAAGAAUCCCAGUUGUACAAAAACAUUUUGAACAACACAAACUGAGGAUUUAAUCCAGAUCAAAAUCAAGAUUGAAUUUUGUGACAUAAAAGUUUUCUUUUAAACAACCCGUUUUCAAGAUUUGAUCCAAUCCGUUGGCAAAAGCAGAUUACUUUUGAACUGGUCCCAGUGGUUCAACUUUAAUUUUACGAAGCUACGAGAAUAUUUUUUGAGCGCAAAUAAAACAAAAAUAAAGACUUUAUUGAACAAUUUCUUGAACACACACGCAUAUAUCGUGAUACUCUCAGGAACGUGCGUCAAAUACUGACAGGGAAGAGAAGUAGUUGUUGAAUAAAGACGUUAUUUUUGUUUUCUUUUUGCACCAAAAGUAUUCUCGUAGAUUCAUAACAUUACGGUUGAACCACUGAUGUCACAUGAACUAUUUUAAUAAUGUCCUUACUACCUUUCUGGGUCUUGAACGUGUCAGUUGCAUUGCUGACUAUGCAGUGUCAGAAAGUUUUUGGAUUUCAUCAAAAAUAUCUUCAUUUGUGUUCUUAAGCUGAACGAAGGUCUAACGGGUUUGGAACGACAUGAGGGUGAGUAAUUAAUGACAGAAUUUAAAUUUUUGGGUGAACUAUGUCUUUAAAAGGAUAAUUCACCCAGAAAUGAAAAAUCUCCCAUUUACUCACCCUUAUGAUGUUCCAAACCUGCAUGACUUUCUUCUUUUCUCCUUAUACAAUGAAACCCAAUGGGGUACAAUAUUGUUUUUGGACAUGUUACAAAGUCAUGCAGGUUUGAAAGAACAUGACGGUGCAUAAACAAUGGCAGAAUUUUCAAUUUUAGAUGAACUAUCUCCUUAAUAUCGCAGUACAACCACUGCCAAUGCUACCGCACACAUCCCUCAAUGGAGGAAUACUGCAUUACCAAUCACUAACGCUCAUGUUAUUGAAAUGUACAUCAGUAUAAUUAUUUCCCACCGUACCCCCCGAGCUCAUAUUUUCUCCGUUUCCAUUAUUAAUCACACGCCAGGCCUUGAGCACACACACACUCUCUCUCUCCGGUGUGUGCUCAGUCCUCAGUUCGUUAUCAUAUAUCAGCUCUUGUUGUUUUCUAAGAGGCCAUUGAUUCCGUCAUACACGUGGAUGUGGUAUUGACCCGCAGUCUUCAGCUCCUGUCUCCAGGCCCAUCUCUUCUGCUGCCUUAGAUCUUACACUGUGGAGGCACGAUCCCUGUAGAGUGACCUCUGACCCCUUCAUCAGCUUCCUUGAAAUACAAACUCUAGCGAUAGCUUUCUCUUCGGUUCACCCCAGGCCAUAUUUUUCUCUCCCUGUUUGUCUCCCCUCUUUCCUCUGUCUCUCUAUGUCAGUGCAAUUCUGAAUGAUCCUGAGGAAAUGUGUUUGCAUGCUUAUAUUAACAUGGAUGAUGUCAACUUGAUGCAAUGAUAAUUUAAUAAGUGAUGCUCAACACAAAAAACUGACGAUGAACUUGAUACUAACACUACUAAUGACAAACAUGUUGACCUAGCAACCUGUUUGAUAUCAUCAAAUCACUGAUGAUUAAUGUUGUUAAUAUUGUAUAUCCUCUUUGAGAUGGUAUUACAGUUUCUGGAUAUAUUUUUCUUUGUUUGUUUGUUUGUUUGCUUUUUUAGUUUUCCUCGAAAAGGUUUACUUUUUUAUAUGUUCAGAUUAAGCUGAGACUUAGAGCAAGAUAAAAAUGAAAUGCGGUCAGGGUGAGAGAACAUUUCAGCUGAAAAAAAAACAAAAUUGAAAAAAACAAACAAAAAAAAAAAAAAAAACUAGGAGGAUGAUUAUGUGAAUGAUGAUUCUAAGGCUGGAGCGAUGAUGGCUGAAAUAAAACAUGUAUGAAAAAUCA
Labeo rohita (rohu) is the source of this 6996-nucleotide messenger RNA. RefSeq names its product synaptotagmin III (gene syt3). Gene Ontology annotation, molecular function: SNARE binding; clathrin binding; calcium-dependent phospholipid binding. Gene Ontology annotation, cellular component: membrane. The transcript is spliced from 13 exons. The record is from RefSeq and is a predicted model, not a curated record. NCBI's taxonomy places the organism in Eukaryota, Metazoa, Chordata, Actinopteri, Cypriniformes, Cyprinidae. The coding region runs from base 863 to 2560 and encodes 565 amino acids. Gene Ontology annotation, biological process: calcium-ion regulated exocytosis; regulation of calcium ion-dependent exocytosis; regulation of dopamine secretion.